CUUGAAACCACCGCCGUGAAACAGGUGAACAUCCAGGUAACAAUGUGGAAUCGCUAGGAACGAGAUUGUGCGAAGUGGUCGCGCUCGUUGGACGACGGCUACGUCGUGUCGCUCCGUCUUUCAUCUGCCACUGCUUGCCAUCGGAUUCUUCUGUUUUUCUUCGUUACCAUUGACGACCGGUCUUCUAUUGGCCGCAGAAAAACUCGCCAGCUUGAUUCGUAUCUUCGAACGCGAAAAGUGUCACUGUCACGCUGUCAUUUGCUUUUGUGUAUUGUGAAUUAGAUGAACUCUUUUGGGGACUUCCGUGUUUUUACGCGUUUGUUUUGUUUUGAACUGUGUGUUUAUUAAUGACGUUUUGGUUUUGGUGAACGUUUUUUAGGAUUAUAUUCAAGCAAAACCAUGCUGGCAAUGGAUUACUGCCUGCCGAUGGGGGGCCACCACCCCCCCUCGUCGCAGCAGUCCUCCCAAAUAAAAUACGCCGCCUCCACCAUGAGCUCGGAGACGGUGUCGGAAAGCUGCGGAUCCCGGCACAACCGCGUACGCACCGUGCGGCUCGUGCGGCCCGCCAACGGCACGCUGCCGCCCCCAAACUUGACGUGCAAGCACGGGCCCAACCUCGGCUUCAGCCUCAGGGGCGGCCGCGAGCACGGCACCGGCUUUUUUGUGAGCAGCGUGGAGACCGGCAGCGAGGCGCACAGGCAAGGACUAAGGGUGGGUGAUCAAAUUGUGCGAAUCAAUGGGUUUACGAUUGAGGAUGCCGUUCACAAAGAAGUCCUUCAACUCAUCUCGAAUCACACGCAUCUGACACUUAAAGUUCGAAGUGUUGGGAUGAUCCCUAUAAAGGAUAGAAAAAAUGACAGUUUGAGUUGGCAAAUCAUCACAAACGACAAUUCAUCGUUAAGGUCAUCUCCACAGCUCCAUGAAAAAAUCCACGAUGUCAGAAUAAACAUCAUGGUGGCACCCAGGUCGAAAUUGGGAUGUGGAAUUUGCAAAGGUCCAGAAUGGAAACAAGGCAUCUUCAUACAAUUUACAAAGGAGGGAGGCAUCGCCAGAGAGGCUGGUUUACGACCUGGUGAUCAAAUUUUGAUCUGCAAUAACGUGGAUUUUUCCGAUAUACAAUUCAACGAGGCUGUCAACCUGAUGAAAACCUCCAGACAGUUGGAUCUGGUGGUGAGAAAAUCCGCAGGCUCGGAACUCUUCCCUGGCGAGUCGUCGGGGUACAACAGUUCGGCCAGUUCCGUAACAGGCGACCAAUCGCCAUCCUGGAGCGACUCCAAGAGAUUGUCCAUUGUCAAAGAGGAGAGUUUGGAUCUGGAAGACCGACUUUCGCAGCUCGACCAGCGCUUCAGAAAAAUGUCUGGUGGGUCAAAAUGGGACGCCAUAGAGUGGGACGAGAUUCAACAGGAGGAGAAACCGUUUUUCAAACCGACCAUUAUAAAUUUGUCGGAAAAUGGCACCACGAUCAAAAAUAAUGGGGAUGAAGAGGAAUUUUACGAAACCCGAAAUUUUGACAACCAAAAAAUGUCCGAUAAUAUUCCUGCUCCUCCGAUGAUGGAAACCAAAACUGUGGUAGUCGAGGUUCACAGAAGCGACGAGGAUAAACCAAAAGUGGAAAAGCCGCUUCAAAAUGUGCACAACGUUUUGACGAAAAGCGCGUCUGUCAGCAGUUUUAGCAGCGUUGCCAGUAGGUCGAGUACUGCAUCCAGUAGUCUGUCAAGUGCUAUUUGCAUGGAGAUACAAAGAAGGAAUCAGAAAAAUCCGACUUCACCUGAAGAACAAGAACAAAAACCGUCGAUAGACGAGCAAAUACAAAUGAAAAAAAUAAUGAAAAACGUGUCGCAAGACAAACAAUUUCAACACACAAAAUUGAUGGACGAAUUUAAAAAGGCCCACCGAAAAAUGUUCAGGACCGUGUCCGAGCCAGGGGCCCAACAGAAUGCUGGAGCCGGAGAUGCCAAUUCUUUGAAAGAAGCAAUUGACCGUCUGGCAAACAAAGAAACAAACAACAAACCGACAGAGACGUCAGACAAAAGCGCAACGAUUUUCCAAAAACCCAACGAAAUGAAAAUACCGCCGCCACCUCCGCCACUGCCAACAGGCGAAUUGGAUGGCUCCCCAGUAAUAAAAAACCACAAUCUCACCGAAAAAAUGUCUCCACUCAAACCAAAAGUCAAAGGCAAAGCACCUCCAGUCCCCAUUAAAUAUUCCACGUUGUCGUACACUCAAAAUAUUACCAACAACGGCGAAGAAAAUAGCUACAAAAACGUGACGUAUCAAAGAAACAACAACAACAACAAUCUCCCGGAUUAUUACUGCCCCACCCCGGACUACGACACUCUAAGCAUUGCAUCCAGUUGUACUAGUACUAGUACUUUCAGGCCUGGUCAUAUCAAUAACGAUAGCGUUGAGAUGGAGUCGUUGGAGAGUUUUAGACUGGAUGGAAAUAGCGAGGUUCCCAAACCCCCAAAUACGUAUUUCAAGAAGAGUCUUAGCGGGCAGUUGAGCAAUGGAUCUACUGCCAAUAAUUCUGUAAACGGCACUCUACGAAGGUCCAGACCGGUCAGCGUCACCAUAGGGGAAUACCCUACGAUGCGCCGAAACCACGUCGGAAAAUUGGAUUUUCUCGGCUCUGACGAAGUCGACUCGAAUGGUGGGAAAUUUUCCAAACGACCAGUUUCCGCCCAGUUUUCCUCCGAACUGGCCGAAACCCUCAAAAGAUCCAACUUGAAAAAACGAACCGAAUCAGUGGAAAACCUGUUGAUGGCAAAGGAGCAAAUCUCACCGCAACAAAACGGUUCAGUCAGGAUUUCUCUGACGAAAAAUCUAGCAAAAUCGACCAACGACUUGUUCAACAAUAACGAUUACGAAAAAAUAAAUUUAUCGAAAUCUGUUUCGAAUCACAAUAGAGUUACAAUAAAUAUAAACGCCAACAACAACGAAAGAAAAGUCGAGAGCCCAAAUGGUAUUCUGAAAAAUACAGUCAAUGGAAACCAGAGCGUUGUGAGUUCGGUGCACAAGACUCUAAGUGCUCAAAAAAGUAUCACUUUUGGUGAAAUGCCAACGCUGAUCAAAGGAAAACCUGCUCAAGUCACAUAACUUUAAAUUUGAACUAUAUUUAAGGGAUUUUUGCAAAUAUUAUAAAACUUAAUUAAUAUUUAUAACCUCAUAUACAUUUUUUAUUAUUUUUAAUUGUGUAUUGUUAAUGUCUGUUUUUUCUUGUUUUUUUACCAAGAGAGUAUUGUGCCGAUUUAAUUGUGAUAUAUGUAUGUAUUAUGUUUAAUGUUGUAUAUGUAUUACUUUUUAAUUGUUGUUAUUUUUCUAGUGCCUAUUUGUUUAGACUACUUUGUAUUAUUUUUUGUUUAUAUAUUUUGUGUAACAUACUUAAUAAAAUAUUAUACAUAUUUUAC
Messenger RNA from Brassicogethes aeneus, 3407 nucleotides. The record is from the annotation of a GenBank genome assembly. Lineage: Eukaryota; Metazoa; Arthropoda; Insecta; Coleoptera; Nitidulidae.